Messenger RNA from Eublepharis macularius, 3897 nucleotides. Its product is annotated as zinc finger protein 85-like. Gene Ontology annotation, biological process: regulation of transcription by RNA polymerase II. The transcript has 4 exons. Gene Ontology annotation, molecular function: RNA polymerase II cis-regulatory region sequence-specific DNA binding; DNA-binding transcription factor activity. Lineage: Eukaryota; Metazoa; Chordata; Lepidosauria; Squamata; Eublepharidae. The record is from RefSeq and is a predicted model, not a curated record. The coding region runs from base 72 to 3266 and encodes 1064 amino acids.
AAAACCCAUUCUAAAAUUUUUGCUCUGCUUCUUCUCACUUUCCAGAUACAAUCCAUGUGAGAUCAGUCCCAAUGGCCCAAACCGAAUCUGCUCAGGUACUGGAAGCCUACCGGGAGGUGAUUGCUGCCUCCGCUAAGGGGCAGCAGGAUCUCCUGGCCCCAGAUCAAGGGAGCCUAUACCGAGAUGUCAUGCAGGAGAGCUACAAGACAAUCCUCUCCAUGGCCCCUCCUCUUCAACUCCAAGCAGGAUUUCCAAUUCAAAAAUCUGAACUCCUGGCCUGUCUUGAGCAAGGGCAACAGGAUUGGGCCCCAGAACAGAGUUCCAAUGAAGACACUGAGGAGGAGCCAGUUAAAGUACAGCUGUCCACGUGGCCAGACCCGGGGACAUGGUGGAAUUCCUACCGGAGCCCCGUGAGCGUGCCCAGUUCAGAUUCAUCUGCCUCAGAUAAUGAAUCAUCAAGUGAGAAAGAGGAGGAAAGGAACGUUAAGCCAGAAUGGGUCAGGGUAACAAAGCCCCGGGCGCCUUUGCUGGGUAAAUGUGAGGUGAAGCAAGAAGGAUGUGAGCAACUGGGACAUCCAAAGAGCAGUAUGAAGAUGCCAUUUUGUUGGACCAAUGAAAAAGACAGAGGCCUUGUUAAGAGCAGAAAGAGGAAGCCAGGAACAGACCCAGGGAAGAACCACUAUGUGUGCCCUCAAUGUGGAAACAGCUUUAACAGGAAAUCAUCCCUUAAGAGGCACGUAACAACAAUCCAUGAUGGAGCAAACCCCUAUGAAUGGCCCCCCCGUAAGAAAAGUUCCCUUGAAAAACCAAAUCGUAGGGCACGCGCAAGAUCUUCCCAUUCAGGAAGAGAACCUUAUGAAUGCCCUGAGUGUGGAGAAAGCUUCACGACAAAUGCCUCUUUCACCAAGCAUCGGAGGACUCACACCAAUGAAACAGCAAACGAAUGUCCUGAGUGUGGAAAAAGCUAUGUGGAAGAACGAUAUCUCAUCAAACACCUGAUGACAGCCCACUCAGGAGCCCAUCUUUCCAAAUGCCUUGACUGUGGAAAAGGUUUUCUAAGAGAGGACGAUCUCAGUAUGCAUCAGACAAUGAUCCACGGGGUAGAAAGUUCCCAUCAAAGUCUGGACCGUGAGAAAUGCUAUCAGGAGAAAUUUUCCCAUAUCAAGCAAAGUCCAUCCCAUGCCACUCAGGAGGGAAGUGACAUAGGAGAAUAUGUCCUCAAGUGCCCUGACUGUGGAAUGUGUUUCAAGGCUGAAAGAUGUUUUCUGAAUCAUCAGAGAAUGCACAUGGAGCAAAAGUGUCAACAGCUUGACAAAAGGGACAUCUUGAAGGGACGAGCACCCUUUGCUAGAAAUCAAGAAACCCACAUAGAAAUAAAAUGCAAUGCAGAGUCUACCAAAAUGGAAGAAACUCUCCAUACGUGUACUGACUGCGGGAAGAUUUUCAGAGACAGUCGGUGUUUUGCUAAUCAUCGGAGCAUGCACAUAAAAGAAGAACCAUCUGAAAAUGCUGAUGGUCAGGAAGCGGUUGAGGAAAGAGCCAUUGACCAACAAGAAAACCACCUGAAAGAAAAACCCUAUAAAUGCUGUACCUGCGGGAAAACCUAUGCAACUCAGUAUAAUCUCAACAGACAUCAGCACGUCCAUACAGACAACAAACCCUAUAAAUGUACUGUCUGUGGGAAGACUUUCACCUACAGAUACACUCUAGUUCACCAUGAAGCAACCCACCCAGAAGGAAAAGUCUGUCAGCAUAAAUGUUCUUACUGUGGGAAAGGGUUCACCACCAAAACGUCCCUCUCGAGGCACCUGCAACUGCACCAGAUGGGCAGACCAUACCAAUGUGACAUCUGUGGGAAAGCUUUCGCCUACAGGUAUUCUCUCACUCAUCAUCAGGAAAUUCAUGUGCAAGGACAGGCCCAGAAAUGUCUUUUCUGCUGGAAAGUCUUCAGGACCAGUAAUUCCCUCAGCCGACACAAGCGUAUCCAUAUGGAGACAAGAUCCUACCAGUGCUCCGUCUGUGGGAAAGCCUUUGGAACAAAAUAUUCCUUCUGCAGACAUCAGGACAUGCAUUUGAAUAGAAGUCUGAGUCAUUCAUCCAGCAGUGGGAAAGGUCUAGUUGAUGGUUCAGCCCUAGCAAAAGAACAGACUAGCGAUACAGAUGAAAACUCCAAUAACUGGUCAGGCAAUUCAACUCUCUCUGAGCACUCUGUGAAAGAAACCCCCGCUGAACGUUCCGAGGGUGCGGGUGGCACUCCACUUGUUAAAUGCCGGAAUGCCCAUGUUGAAGAAAAUUCUGCCAAAGGGUUAGACUCUGAGGGAACCUGCAGAGAGAACCCUGUGCCUCUUCAAGAUCAAGCUACCCAUGCUCAUAAAAGUGUCAGUAACUGGUCUGAUAAUUUGAUCUGCUCUGGGCAUCAGGGAGUCCACAUGAAAGAACCCCCUGCUGAUUUCUCUGAGAUGGUGGACAGUGACAUUCUCAGUAAGCCCCAAAGUACCCCCUUAAAAGAAAAUUCCAUUCGAGGUUUAGAUGGUGGUGAAACCUUGUGGGAUCAUUCAGUGGACGUUAAGGGUCAAGAUAGCUAUGGAGAAGAAGAUGCCAGUGAAGGGACUUAUGAUUUAGGCUACCGCAAGCAACAGGGAGCCUGUAUGGAAGGCAGCCUCCCAGAACCUGAGAUGCAGGGAGCCUUAACCCCUACUAAACAUCAGAGCAUAGGAGUAAAUUCCAUUCCAAGAUUAGACAAUGAGGAACCCCUCAAGGGCAGCUUGACUCACUCCCACCUUCGAGGUGUCAGAAAGGGCCAAAAACAGCAUACGUGUUCUAACUGUGGGAAAUCUUGCAGAGAUAAAUAUUCCCUCACUAGGCAUGAGAAAACCCACAUAUCAGAGAGGCCCUAUCAGUGCCAAAAAUGUGGGAAAAGAUUCCGUGAAACCAAAAACCUUACCAAGCAUCAGAUAACCCAUACAGACCUCCGGCCCUUUCCAUGCAACAAAUGUGGGAAACAUUUCAAGACCAAGUCAACUCUUGAUAAACACCAGAAGGUUCAUGAUAAACCUUUUUGCUGCUCUUAUUGUGGUAAAAGGGUCUCCACCAGCACAAUUCUUAAGAACCAUCUGAGAACCCACACUGGAGAAAAACCAUUUAAAUGUACUGAGUGCGGCAAAGAUUACAGAACAAAGUCAUCCCUCAACAAACACAGAGAGGGACACUUAAAAAAGGACUCAUCAGAGGUCCCCAAAGAGGAUCAGCCAAAUCAGAUUUUUUAAGUCUUGUUUUCCCAUGAUGUAAUGGGACAUCCCCUAAUUGACUAUAUGAGGUGCUUCAAGACCCAGCCUAAAAUGUGUCACUUACAUAUUCCAGAGGGUUAGCCAGGUUAGCAUUUUGCAGCAAAAAUGAGCAGACAUUUUGAGGCACCUUAAAGAGUUAACAAAAAUUUAUGCCAGCAUAAGUUUGUGUGGACUAGAGUCCACUUCUUCAGGUGCUAUGAAUGGCGUAAUGAAUGCAUAUUCAGAGAGACCCAGGUUAGGUUCUUCGUAAAAGCAAAGGUGACCAACUACCUCACAAACAGAAACUUUACCUAUUCAGCCUCAAAGCACCCAUUGUCUUAACUCAGGAAAUGGAUGUUAUUGCAGCUGGUGAAAGAGUAUUUCAGAUUAUAUGAACCUGUUAAUUUAGCUCAGGGCAGCAAGCAUGGUUCACCCUCCUCCUUAACCUCACAACAGCCCAUUAGGGAAGGGUAGGCUAGGAGAGUGACUAAGUCAGAUAUUCCAGUGAGCCAUCUGGCUGCAAUGAAAUUGGAAUCCAGGUCAUUUCUGUGCUGAACUAAAUGAGACUGCGUUCUUGGGGAUAUGCUGCCAUUUUAAGGCUGUGUGUUCCCACUGGGCAUUUCCUUUUAAA